Messenger RNA from Lytechinus pictus (painted urchin), 7109 nucleotides. Its product is annotated as protein kinase C delta type-like. Bases 57 to 2186 code for a protein of 709 amino acids. The record is from RefSeq and is a predicted model, not a curated record. Gene Ontology annotation, biological process: intracellular signal transduction; peptidyl-serine phosphorylation. NCBI's taxonomy places the organism in Eukaryota, Metazoa, Echinodermata, Echinoidea, Temnopleuroida, Toxopneustidae. Gene Ontology annotation, molecular function: diacylglycerol-dependent serine/threonine kinase activity; ATP binding. The transcript has 18 exons.
UGCAGGUAUUUGAAGACUAUUGAUACCAGUAGGUGGGACUGAUCAAGGUAUCUGUCAUGGUGUUUUUACGUGUGCGGGUGUUACAGGUUGACAGUAAGGAUAUUGAACUGCCAGGUUCGGUCCUCUUUGAUCCCUUUGUGGCUGUCAAUGUCAAGGAAUCGGUCAAAGAUGCAAAUGGACAAACACAGUUGAGGCAGAAGAGGAAGACAGCCUUCGUUGAGUGGAAUAAGUGUUUCGAUUCUCAUUUAUACGAUGGCCGUGUUAUCCAGAUCAUUGUUUAUAACAGACCAGAGACCUAUCUGGCUGAGGCAAACUUCAAUGUUAACGCACUGGCUGCUAUGUGUGGUAUGGAAGGAAAGAUUGAAACAAAAUGGCUGGAUCUCAAGCCCUGCGGUCGACUGCAAGUUCAGCUUCGUUGUUUCCCAGAAGAAGGAGGAGGUGGAGGAAGACCCAUGUCAUUACCAGAGGCAUCAUCACCAGAUCCUAUGAACAGUGUAAGAAACACUGUUUCACACCAGAAUUCAGAUAUGGAUAAGAAAGAUGACACCACAGGAUUGCUGACCAAGCGCCGUGUAGCCAUCAGAAAGGCCAAAAUUCAUGAGCAUCGGGGUCAUAAGUUCACCCCACACUACUUCCGCACUCCAGCAUACUGCAGCUACUGCAAUGAAUUUAUUUGGGGCCUGGUUGGUACACAAGGAUAUCGAUGCAUGGAAUGCGAGUUGUCUGUUCAUAAAAGGUGCUUUAAUCAAGUACUUGGUAAAUGCCCUGGCACAGGAGUCGAUACAAUGGAGACAAAGAAAUUGAAAGAGAGGUUCAACAUUAAUAUGCCUCAUAGGUUUAAGGUCAACAACUACAAGAGUCCUACAUUCUGUGACCAUUGUGGUACUAUGCUGUAUGGUCUAUUCAGACAAGGCGUUAAGUGUGAAGUGUGUAAUGUAAAUGUUCAUCACAAGUGCAAGAACAAUGUCCCUAACCUGUGUGGAGUUAACCAAAGACUUCUUUCUGAGGCUCUCUCCAGUAUUGAGAUUACAAAGUCUAUGAAAGACAAGAGGACUGCGCCCGGAGCAAGUAAUGGUAAACAUGGAUAUGCUCAUCUUCAUGAUGAUGAUGACGAUGAUCUAGAUGAAGCUGUAUAUGAACCCCUGUGGACGACAGAUGGACCCCCUGAAAGACCAACUGCACCUCCACCAAAAUACAGCAUUGAUGACUUCAUGCUUCAGAAAGUACUAGGAAAAGGCAGCUUUGGCAAGGUUAUGUUAGCCCAGCAGAAGGGAACCAAUAAGUACUUUGCCAUCAAGGCUCUUAAGAAAGAGGUUGUCCUUGAGGAUGAUGACAUUGAAUGUACCAUGGUUGAAAGACAUGUUCUAGGAUUAGCUUGGGCACAUCCUUUCCUUACUCAUCUAUACUGCACCUUCCAAAGCAAGGAGCAUUUGUUCUUUGUUAUGGAGUACCUUAAUGGUGGCGAUCUUAUGUUUCAUAUACAGUCUUCACUACGCUUUGAGGAAAAGAGAGCUAGGUACUAUGCAGCUGAGAUUAUCUGUGGCCUACAGUUUCUACACAAGAGGGGUAUCAUCUAUCGAGAUCUGAAGCUGGACAAUGUCCUAUUGGACAGAGAUGGUCACAUCAAGAUUGCUGAUUUUGGUAUGUGUAAGCAGAACAUUCAGGGAGAUACAAAGGCCAGUACUUUCUGUGGAACACCUGACUACAUUGCUCCAGAGAUCUUGAAAGGUCAAAAGUAUGCUGCAUCAGUUGACUGGUGGUCAUUUGGUGUCUUGCUAUAUGAAAUGUUGAUUGGUCAAUCUCCAUUCCAUGGUGAAGAUGAAGAUCAAUUGUUUGAUUGUAUCCUUCAUGAUUCUCCUCAUUAUCCAAGAUGGCUUUCUAAAGAUGCACAUAGCUGCUUAGUACAGUUGUUGGAACGCAACCCUGAGAUCCGACUGGGAGUGAAAAGUAAUGUUCGAGGGCAUCCGUUCUUUAAAUCCAUUGACUUUGAUAGGCUAGAACGGAGAGAAAUUCCUCCACCCUUCAAGCCAAAAAUUAAAAGCGAUGGUGAUGCCAGCAACUUUGACCCUGAGUUCACUAUGGAGAAAGUGGCCCUCUCCCCUACAGACACCUCCAUGCUCAGCUCUAUCAAUCAACGUCAGUUCCGUGGUUUCUCAUUCACCAAUCCUACCAUGUCAGAGAAAUAGAUGGUAGAGACUUCUAAUCCCCAAAGACAGAACCAAUUCCUUAACCCAUGCUGAUUACCAUGUUUAGCAAGUGUUUCGUUGGAGGAUCUAUAGCAAUGCUGACACUAUCCAAGACCCUCUGACUGAGACAUGGUUGAGUACCAGAGAGCCAACUUGAUUCUGUGUACCCUCUCUCAUUCCUUUGCUGAAGGGAUAAUCUAGUUUCAACUAUCAAACACUAAGUACUGGUUCUUUUCUUUAUAUAUAUACUGCCGCCAUUGUUAGCAUUAUCAGGGUUUUAUGAUCCUGUUUAUGCCUACCAUUACACAUGACUGGGCUCCAAGCUGCCUCACGUUCGUCAUCCAUACUACUCUAGGAAGUGAGACAACCAUUGAUGCUUUUAGGCGUAUGUUAUACCUUCUCUAUGUAUAUCAAGUGGGAUGAUCAGGAUUUAUCCCAGCAUUAUACUUAAUAUUCCUCACAGGAACAAAUUAUUCGUGAGAGUAUCAAGGAACUGAUGGUGUUAAUAUAUUGCAGAUAGUCCAGUUUUUUCAGUAUAUUAUGAGAAUACUUUUCUACAUAUAGGCUGUAAGAAAAAAAUUAAUAUUGAUAUCAUAAAGGAUUUAAGUUUACUUUGUGUGUGCUUCAUAGAGCUGAGGUUGCCCUACUCUGACACACUUGAUGUGGAAGUUAGGUUACCAUUCAAAUCAACUCUUGUAAAAUAUCAGUCUUUGUAUAAUAUCGUGAUUCACAAAAACUCAUUGUGCAGAACACACCCAGUUGAAAAUUUGUGGCUUCUUUAUAGAAUACGGUGAUACUUUAACAAUACCUCAUUGUAAGUUUUUGCUCAUUUUUUUUUAGUUAAAAACUAUAGCAAUAGCUCGGUACGCAUGUGUUGCAAGAUAUUUUAUGAAAAAAAAUCUUUUAUGAUUUUUUUUUAAAUCGAGUGUAUUUAAAUGGACUUAUCCUUUGUUGGUUCAUCAAGUGAAUCAAUCUUGCCUUUGAAUCGCCACUUCAAAAGUUGCUUUAUGUCCAGGCACAUUUUUAUAAUUUGUUUUACAUUAGUUUUAAAAGUGAUUAGAAUGUAUAUCAUUCAAUUUGUCAGUCUAGCUAUAAAGGAAAUAAAUAAAAUAUUGUUAGAAAAUCAGAAUGAUAAUUAUCUGAGUCCUAUAACACAAAGUUCACAAUUAAGUGCAAAUUUUUGAAAUAAAAAGCUUUCAUUUUGGUUACUUUUCAUUGUUUUGAACGAAAUACAGAUGCAAUUGUGUAUUGCUUGAAGGAUUGAUAUAAUUUUUUGUGUAACAUGGGGCUGGUUGUGUGUUUGAAUUUUCAUAAUGUUUGCCAUUUCAAAUGAAGUUUUUUUUUUACUUGUUUUCUUUCAGUUUUGCACAUUAAAAGUACUCAUGCUGAAUGUGUUGUGCCUUUCGAAUUUUUCUAUUCAUUCUUGGACAAACAAUCAAACAUUCCUUGUGGUGUUUAGCAUAUAUUUCAAUUCAUUCCUUCGUUAAAAAAAAGAGCAUAUGAAUAUUGUUAAUAUGAUCUACAGUUCCAUAUUGCAGAGAAUGCCUUAUUUAUUUUUGUUUAUCGAUUAUUCUGACAAACUCUACCACCAUAAUCUCUUUUCCUUCUGUAUAUAUUAUUCAUACUACAUAAUUUGACAGCAGUGUUAGAUUUGAUUUUCAUUAUUUAGUACAGAUAUGUGAUGAAAUGAUUUGAACUAUUUUAAAAAUGGAGUUGAAGAAAAAGAAAUUGUUAGAUAAUCUUGAAUACAGAGGUUCAUGACCUACCAUCAAACAGAAUGCGAAGGUCAAGGUUUAUGUGUAUGACAGUUAUUUGUUAAGUGGCAUUAGAUCUACUUAUUUAUAAUGGUAUUAUUAGAGACUAACUUUGCAAUGUUAAAAAUUUCAUAAUGAUGCCUUCUAAAAUAACAAUGAUAUGUGUGUCCUAUCAACUAACAAUACUCCUUAAGAAACUAAUGCCUUUUUUAGGUAUUGAAUAUUUUGUUUGUAUCCUUUGUUUAUCAUACAUCAUCAAAGGAGUGUGCCUCUCAUUCUGUGUCUCUGUAUUUUUUACAUUAUAAUUAAAUAAACCAUAGUGACUAAUGCUUUUUCUUUUCAUACUACUGAUGAAGAGGGUCAUGUAAAUGUUUCAAGAUUAGUUUAUAAUCCUUUCUAUGAGGUUACCUUGGAUAUAUUAACCUAUUGUGUUCUGGUGAGCUAUAGUUGAUUGUACAACAGAUGAUUAUGGAUAGAUCAUGCAAAUAAUAAAUCCAAAAUAUUUUUUUUCCUUACCUUUAUACUAAAAUUUCUCAGAUGUGUAAAUGAUAUACACCUUUUUUGAGUGGAAAGAUAAAGUGAAGAAAUAUGUUUGAAGUCAUAAUAUUUUCUGUCUUAUUGUAAUUCAAAUCUAAACUUCAGCAAGCCAGCAACACCAUAAUUUGACAUCUAGGAGGUAAGCACACUGUUCUUUCCAAAAGGAGCAGUUUGAUUGAUUGAAAUCAAUCAAACGUGCACAUGUGAAUAAGGACAUUUCGUUUAGGGCUCUAGAUGACAAAUUGUAGCAUUGUUGCCUUUUUUGUAGUUUAGAUUAUUCCCCAUCACAUUCUUUAUAAGAUGGGGCCAAGAAAGGCAAGAAUACCUCAAUUUAAGGUAAUGCAAAAGGCUCAAGACUCAACAACCCUUGAGUGCUUCUGUAUACCUUUUAAUAUCCACAUGGGUAGAAAAUGACAUUUUUUUCUAAUUACUAAGAAGCAAGUAUUAGCAGUACAAGUUGAAAAAUGAAUACUUUAUUGGUUUUAUACUUUUGUAUCUCAUACAAAUCCUUUGAAGACUAGUAUUACUUUGAAAGAAUAGAAUAAAAUCUAACAUUAUAGAAUGAUAUGACCAUACAAGUAGUGUGAGGAUAUACUCGUUAAUUUGUGACAUCCGUUUUGUAGAAAAAUAUAAAAAAAUAAACAAAGAGGUAGUAUUUUUUUAUUUUUGUACAUGUAUUUUGUCAUGGUGAUUGAAAGCAUUUUGUGUGCUUGCCCAUGGUGUAUAUUAUGAUAAUUCACUGACAUUUUGUAAUAUUCAUACAUCUUGGUCAAUGGAAAAAAUAGAAUCACUGUUUAAAAAUUAAGAUAGGAUCUUUCAUUUGAAGAUUUUUCUUGUCAACUGCCUUGUGAGUUAAAAAGUAAUUCAUAACGCCUGCUAUAUGUUCUCCUGUAUUUUUAUGGCAAUCAUUCUACUUAAAUCCCUCAGCUAUGUCUAUUGUAAUACAUGCUGUAUUAUGUACAGUGAGUCAUUACUCUCCUUCGCAAUUUCAUCUCUAGUUCUUGUUCAUCUCUAGUUCUUGUUCAUUGACAUACUAUGUCAGUCAUAUUCAGGUACACAUCAGUUUAAUCUGGCUGUUUACUUAAAUUGAUUAUCAUAGUGAAAUGAAAAUGCAAAGUACAAUAGAUAUUAUGAAGAAGAUUAGAAAAAUAGUUAUACGGUUAUAUUAUAUACAUGUAUAUAUAUAUCAGUUUACUGUGUGAAAUAUAUUUCAUGGUGUCAUAUAUAUAAAUAUUAGUUUUAUAGCAAAGAAAUGAAGUAUGAUGAAUAUAUGUACAAAAAGUCUUGAAUAUGUGAUGUGAUGUUUAUCUAUUACAAGUUUAAUCAUAAUGCUUAUUGUAAAAAAAAAGUUUGUUAUGAAUACAUCCAUGUGCAGGGUGUUUUAUCAUGCUGUGCUCUUGGUUUAAAAACAGAAAUGUAGAUGUUCAAAAAAGUGUAUCAAAGAAUAAACCCAAAUAAGAACAAAUCAAAUAAUCGCAUACUGUAUACAAAAUCAAUCCAAAGACAUACUGACUUGUCUUUUGUGCCAAUUAGAAGAAAACUUGUACUGUCCCUAUAGACUGUUGUACAAUUAUGUACCAGUAUGCACAAUUUUGAAGAAAAUAAGUAACAAAUAAUUGAUAAUGAUGAUUAUUACUUGAUAUUACAUAUUUGAAUAUGAUACAAUGCAUUCCAUACCUUAUACUAUUCAACUACUUAAAAAUAUUGUGAAUAUAACCUGAAAGAAUAAGAACUGCACAUUAAAUACUAUUGAAGAAAGAAGAGCCCCUCAGCAGUAUAAUUAUAUAUAUAUUUUCUCUCUCUAUCAAGUUGUUGGAGUAGAUCAUUGUUGUGAAGCAUUUUUGAGCAUUCCCCAUUUGACGUUGAUUGAAUUUGGCAACCAUAUAUGCACAAAACCGAGACUAAUAAUUUUCAAAGAUGUUUUUGGACUAAAACUCUCAUGAAAAUUAAAGGAUUGAUUUUCAGAAUGCAGCUUCUCUUGAGAGAUAAGAUCAAAUAAACAGUGAUUUUGAUGAAAAAAAAUUACAUUAUAAAUACUGAAUAUAUCAUUUUUAUAUUAGAUAGGUGAUCAGUCAUCUGUGAUGCUCUGAAGAUGUUACUAGUAGUUUGAACCAGAAUGUCAAGUGUUGAGCACUUCCAUGAGGUAUAUGUAUUUAUCAUUUACUUCCAAAGAUGAUUCCCAAUAUAAAGAUUAAACUGUGAUCUCUACAAGUGGUUAUAAUUCGAUUUACCCUGUAAUGGUAAAAGUACAACUCUUAUAUGUAUCAAUCAAUUAUCUAAACAUCAAACUCUUUGCAAUUUUUAGAGGAAUGUAAUAAAAAUGAUGAAGUAGAAGACUAGAUUACUGAUAUGUGAGACAGGUAUAUACUUUAUGUCAAAUUCUCGGAAACGAAAUUAAAAUGCUAAUUUGGUUGAAUCGUGUAUAAGUGAGAACUAUGUUUUGAUCUAUAUUGGCAGUGUUGAUAUAUAUAUUUGCAACCAUGUACAGUAUUUUCGUAUGUAUUUAAAGAUUGAGAAACUAUGUGAGUAGUAUAUUAAAGUAGAAAAUUGUACCCAGAAGCACAUUCUUUUCUAAUACUUCAAACAGGGAUAAUAAUUAUGGCUGUAUUAAAAGGGAAGAUGAUAUACAUGA